Molecule: messenger RNA, 1679 nt
Organism: Anoplophora glabripennis (Asian longhorned beetle)
Lineage: Eukaryota; Metazoa; Arthropoda; Insecta; Coleoptera; Cerambycidae
Product: cytosolic non-specific dipeptidase
Exons: 5
Coding region: 146-1579 (477 amino acids)
Biological process (GO): proteolysis
Molecular function (GO): metallodipeptidase activity
Source: RefSeq, a predicted model, not a curated record
AAGGGAUAUAAAUACGGCACACCGGCGUUUAAAAACAAAACGCCCAUUAUUUGAGAUUUUUUUAGGUUCGUCGUGUCGUGGCAGUUUUACACGUAAACAGCUUCGUUCCUUAUUACCUAAUUUCAUAUUUAACCGUGUUCUAAAAAUGCCUUUACCAGACACACUAAUAAAUUUAUUCAAGAAAAUCGACGAGAAUAAGGCGAAAUAUAUAACCAAUUUAAAAGAUGCCGUGGCCAUCCAGUCUGUCUCUGCGUGGCCCCACAAAAGGGACCAAAUACGUAAAAUGGUAGAAUGGACUGCCGAAAGGUGCAACAACCUAGGAAUCAAGACUGAAAUCAAAGAACUGGGUAACCAGAAACUGCCGAAUGGUACCGAGAUCCCUUUACCCCCUGUACUGUUUGGGACUUUAGGUAGCGAUCCCUCAAAGAAAACGAUCCUUAUUUAUGGUCAUUUAGACGUCCAGCCAGCAUUAAUAGAAGACGGUUGGGACUCGGAGCCCUUUGUAUUGACCGAAAAGGACGGUAAAUUAUUUGGUAGGGGAUCGUCAGACGAUAAAGGCCCCGUUCUGGCUUGGUUACACACUCUCGAGGCAUACAAGCAAAUUGGUGUUGACUCCCCAGUAAACAUAAAGUUCGUUUUUGAGGGAAUGGAGGAAAGUGGGAGUGUCGGACUGGACGAACUGUUAUACAAAGAAAAGAAUAAGUUUCUAAGCAACAUCGACUACGUUUGCAUCUCUGAUAAUUAUUGGCUGGGUACCGACAUGCCUUGCGUGACGUACGGCUUGAGAGGGGUCUGCUACUUCCACAUCGAAGUCGAGUGUGCAGCUAAAGACUUGCACAGCGGGGUCUUCGGAGGCACUGUGCACGAGGCUAUGACGGAUCUGGUCUACCUCCUCAAUACCCUAGUUGACAAGGACGGGAAAAUUAAAAUCCCCGGCAUUUACAACGAAGUGGAACCCCUGACGGACAAGGAGAAGGAAAUUUACACAAAAAUUCACUUUAACGUCGACUCGUACCGUUCCGACGUCGGCUGUAAAACGUUGCUGCACAAGGAGAAGAAAGAGGACCUUCUGAUGCACCGUUGGAGGUAUCCGUCGUUGUCUCUUCACGGGAUCGAGGGAGCGUUCAGCGAGCCCGGCCAGAAGACCGUCAUUCCUAGGAAGGUCAUCGGGAAAUUCUCGAUUAGGAUCGUGCCGAAUCAGACGCCCAGCCUUAUUGAAAAGUAUGUCGUGGAUCACGUGGAGAAAAUAUUUAGAGAGCACGGAAGUCCAAAUAAACUGAAGGUGUACAUGGCGCAUGGAGGUGCGCCCUGGAGGGAAGACCCCUUCCAUCCACAUUACACAGCUGCCAUUAAGGCUACAAAGCACGUUUAUAAGGUCGAUCCCGACUUGACCCGUGAGGGUGGUUCGAUACCCGUGACGUUAACGUUCCAGGAAGUUACUGGAAAAAACGUCCUUUUACUGCCGGUGGGAGCAGGAGAUGACGGCGCGCACUCGCAGAAUGAGAAAAUUAACAUUAGGAACUAUAUCGAAGGCACCAAGUUAUUGGGUGCAUACUUAUACGAAGUGUCCCAGUUGUAAGACAAAAGUGGGUAAACUUGGGGAUAUGUGCUUUAUAUUUUUUUAAUACUUUAUUUUUUAUUAUGGCUAAAAUGGAUUAAGGAAUUAUAUAUUAUAUUUU